This is a messenger RNA of Hirundo rustica (Barn swallow), 4951 nucleotides long. RefSeq names its product condensin complex subunit 1-like. The record is from RefSeq and is a predicted model, not a curated record. The coding region runs from base 669 to 1598 and encodes 309 amino acids. The transcript is spliced from 17 exons. NCBI's taxonomy places the organism in Eukaryota, Metazoa, Chordata, Aves, Passeriformes, Hirundinidae.
CGGGAAACCCAUUGCAACUCGGACGGCUGGGACCGACGGGUGCCUCGGCACGGUGGCGGGGGGGUGGUCCGUUUCUGUUUGACUUAGCCCUGUCGGUUCUUACUGCUUUUGAUAGCAAAGAGGAGUCAGGCAUCUUGUUUCUUCCCUAAAAUGCUGUGCCCCCUCGUGAUCCCUGUGAAAAAGGCCAGCCCGUUCUUUAAAAAUGUUGAUAGUUUAAUAGUUCAUACUAUGGUUCUAAGAAAAGAAUGACAGGCAUCUAAAAUGGAACAUUUAGGGUUAGGAGAAUAGGAGACUCUAAAACCAGGGGCACACAUGUCUGGGUGCCUUACUGAGCCCAAAGCCAUGAGCAAGGACCCCUGUUCCCAAAGGCUUAUCCAUUCAAAGCAAUAGCCUGCCGCAUAUCCCUCCAUUUCGUCCAUGAUGCCUCCAUGGCAUUCCAAGAAAGAAAUCUCAGUGGUCCAUGUGACUUUUUCCUUUCAUCUCUAUGGCUUCCUCAGGGCUGAGCGAGGCAGGAGAGUUUGGUCUUUUUUGAUAAGCAAGUAGUCCAUUCCUUUUCUUGGAAAGAUUUCUGUUUUCCUGUGCUUGGUCUCUAAAAGCUCCAUUUGAAUUGCACAGCUACAUGGACUAUACUGUCUAAAUAGGAAUACAACAUUAUUCAUGGAUUCAACAUGCAUGCACUCCAUCUCUUGUGUAGAGCUCUAUCAUCUGCCCUUUCACCAUCCCUUUGGAGAAACUCCUCUCCAAGCGGCGUGUGGCUGACCCUGGCUUCCGGGGAGUCUUGCUUGUUGCUCCUCUCACUGUCUCCUCAAUGGGGAAAGGCAGAGAUGCCAGGGAUCCACCCGGACGUCUGGGGGACAACGUGGCUGUGUGAGAAGGCAGGUGAAGGCUCUAGGCUGCCUCCAGAAGUACGUCUUGUUGUGUACAAGCUUGCCAGCAAGGCUAAGCCAGCACUGGAGAAGAGGAGUGCCCCUUUUGGAGCGGCACAGAAGCACCUGCCGUUCGGUCGCCUGAGUGAGGCGGCUUCGGCCAGCCAAGCCGUCCCUGGAUCCCGUCACGGGGUCAUCUGUCACGCUCACCUACCGGCUGGCAGAAGGAGCAGAUGCGUGCUGCCAUCGUGCAUGUGUGCUGUCAGCAAGCUGUGGAGAAGCUGCAGGAGGCUGCUGAGCAGCAAGCGGGGGAUUCUCCACCCAGAGUCCACCAGAUGGCGCCGUCAGCCUCCCCCGUUCCUGCCGCCGCAGCCGGUGUCCCCGGUGGGACAGGUGGCCCUGCAGCAGGUGGCCUGUUUGGAAGCGUCUGCGCGUGCAGAGCUAGGAAGACGCUACCUCCUGAAAGAGGAGAAGAGCAGCAAGACCUGUGACAGCAGCAUCAGGCAGCAGAGAGCCCCGCUGGUAACAUGCCUGUACCUCCCACCUGAGAGAAGAGAAGGCUGUGAAGAAAGAGGUUGUUGUGCCUGCCAUCUUUCCUCCACUCUCCUUUCUGCGCAGAGCACACGGAAGGAGAUCUCCUUCCAGGAGCCGUGGCUGCUGACAGUGAGGCUGAGCUCUUCUGCAGUAUUGGGAAGCACCAGUUGUCUGCCUUCCUUCCACCGGUGGGUGUGAAGAUGUACAGCAACUCGGUGGUGUCAGCUGCUGCAGCCCUCGCUCCUGGCAAAGUCUGCACGGUCAAUCUGUGUCAUCAGCUCCGAGUUCCCCGAGUCCUGCUCGCGUCUGCCGUUCACGAUGCUGGAGAAGUCCCCACUGCCUGAUGUGAGAUCCAACCUCAUUGUUGCAGCAGGAGAUCUAGCCAUCCGCCUCUGGGACCUGCCGGUGCCUUGGACAUCAUCUCUCUGUGCCAGGGUCAUGCUGUCUACCACCUGAUUCCAGGCAUCAUCAGACACCUCUGGGAUCCUAACAGUGGCCUACAGGAGGAAUCCUUCCACGCUAUGAUGAGCACAGGCAGCCUUACCCACCGGAUUGCCGGAGGACAACAGCUACCAGACCUUUCUGCAGGAACACAGCUUUGACGAGACCGCUUCAUCUGGACUGCUGCCACCACGGUGCCAGAUACCGCUCUGGAUGGAAGUUGGACUUUUACCACUGUGGCUAGAGGAUUUGUACAGGCUUUGGCAGCCAAGCCGUCCCUGGAUCCUGUCACGGAGUCAGCUGUCAUGCUCACCUACCAGCUGGCAGAAGGAGCAGAUGCGUGCUGCCAUCGUGCAUGCGUGCUGUCAGCAAGCUGUGGAGAAGCUGCAGGAGGCUGCUGAGCAGCAAGCGGGGGAUUCUCCACCCAGAGUCCACCAGAUGGCGCCGUCAGCCUCCCCCGUUCCUGCCGCCGCAGCCGGUGUCCCCGGUGGGACAGGUGGCCCUGCAGCAGGUGGCCUGUUUGGAAGCGUCUGCGCGUGCAGAGCUAGGAAGACGCUACCUCCUGAAAGAGGAGAGCAAGAAGACCUGUGACAGCAGCAUCAGGCAGCAGAGAGCCCCGUCAGUCUCAUCAGCUCCCAGUUCCCCGAGUCCUGCUCGCGUCUGCCGUUCACGAUGCUGGAGAAGUCCCCACUGCCUGAUGUGAGAUCCGGCCUCAUUGUUGCAGCAGGAGAUCUAGCCAUCCGCCUCUGGGACCUGCCGGUGCCUUGGACAUCACCUCUCUGUGCCAGGGUCAUGCUGUCUACCACCUGAUUCCAGGCAUCAUCAGACACCUCUGGGAUCCUAACAGUGGCCUCGAGGAGGAAUCCUUCCACGCUAUGAUGAGACAUCUGCUCUCCUUUCUUCCGAAAGGGAAAUGAACACAGAGCUCCGUGGAGGAAGUUUGUCCGAGAUUCCGCACUGCCGGGGAAAGAAGGCUUCUUUUGACUUGCCAACGGCACGGAUGUUUGAAAUCAUCAGGGCAGGUGACUGGAUGAGCUCCUCGAAUGCCUUUGUUAAGCACAGGGAAGGCUGAAGGCUGAAGGAAUCGGCUCGCCUAUAGCCCUGCCGCUCGUUUUGGACAGCAACUGAGGAGGAGGUGCGAGCGGGACGUGCCGCUCCCAGCGCAGCGUGGGGAUUGCCGUCUCCCAGGGGGUCUCAGGCACUGGCCUGGCCGGUCCGGAUGCAGGGGUGUCUCUCUCUCUCGGGGAGCCUCGUCCGUUCCAGCGAGACUCCGGGAAGCUGUGUGCCGAUCCCUGAGGGCUUUGCUGAUUCCGUUCAGUCUUUUGGACGUGUGGAACCUGUAUGGGCUCCUUUUGGGGAAGGAUUGGACGACGCUUCGGGUACAAAAGAGCCUCCCAGGCUUCUCGGCACUUCCCAUAAGGCUGCCGGGGGCGGCAGCUUGACGGCAAGGCGUGACAGCAGCGGCAAGCAGGAAGAGGAGCAGGUGGAGAGCAGGUGAGGGAGCAGCAGAGGCUGUACCUGAAGGAAGGUCAGGGGUUUUUGGGGAAGGAAGGUGUAAGCUGUGACUGAGGAGGUGAGGAACUGGCCUAUGGGGUGCAAAGCCCUUGGGCUGUCAGCACCUUCAGCAUUCUUGCUUGAAGUCCUGGGGCACAAGCAUGACUCUUUCACCCCCUUGAUCCAAGCAUUUCUGGAUCAUUCAGGAUGUUGUUAGGAGCUUCUCAAUUUUCUUCCCCUCCUCCCUUAGAGCCUGAGCCAUGCCAUUUUCCAAGAAGCCGGAUCUGGAUCCAUCCCCGUGCUCAGAUCUUCUUUCUUCCUCUGCUCCUUCGCUAAUGUGAGGUUGUAUCCUCUUUCCCUCUCCCUUUCUUCUUGUCCAAGGGCUUCUGUAGCACUUAGCUGAGCUUUGUUCCGAAGGCCUAGGUGGAGGUGUUUCUGUUGCUCCCGUUUCCUCCCUUUUUUUCUUGCCUGUCUCUACCGUGCUGGUUUUCUGACCCAUUUUUCCAGAUACUACUUUGGUCCCCCCCUCGCUCUUUUCCAGUUUUUCUUAUAACCUACCUACUACACACUUCCAUCUGUGUGUACAGAGACACACAGACAGAGACAUACAGACACACACACAUAGACACACACGCAUAGACACACACACAGACACAACACAGCUAUAGACACACACACAUAGACACACACGCAUAGACACACAUGCAUAGACACACACACAGACACACAGCUUUACAGACACACACGCAUAGACACACACGCAUAGACACACAGCUUUACAGACACACACAUAGACACACACACAGACACACAGCUUUACAGACACACACGCAUAGACACACAGCUUUAUAGACACACACACAGACACACAGCUUUACAGACACACACACAUAGACAUACACACAGACACACAGAUUUACAGACACACACACGUGGGCACACAGACACACAGACACAUACAUAGACACACCCCUCCCCCCCCAGACAUACAGACUCACACAGACACCCACACCCACACAUCUGCUUUUUCUCACAGAGGUAUUUAAUACAAUUCACCUCCCUCCAAGCAGGUGUAGGGAAUUUUAAACUUCACCAUUGCCCUAGGUUACAAUGUAAGAUGUGCUCCAAGUACGUAUUUUCUAUCACCAGGUACAUGAAAUGUUGAAACUAAGUUCUGCACUGCUUCCCUUGGCCCCUGCCUCCAGACUAUCUCCUGUUCAUGGCCCAUCCAUGCCUUCCUGCAUGACUUCUAGAUAACUCCCUCCAGGAGCUAUGUCUGUUUAAGAGGCAAUCAAGGACCCCUUGAUUGACUGAUUAAAUACUAUCAGCCCAUUGUGAGUUGCUCCGCCCAGGGGGAGGAGCUAAGCAUUCACACCUGGAUAUAAUCUACCAUUUGGGACAGCACUGGCAGCCUUACCCACCGAAUUGCUGGAGGACUACAGCUGCCAGGCCUUUCUGCAGGAACACUGCUUCGACAAGACCGCUUCAUCUGGACUCCUGCCACCACGGUGCCAGGUUUGAUGCUGACUGUGUCGCUGAUCUUUUGUUCCAUUGCAUGUGGUUUUUUUCAUUUUAUUUUACUUUUUUUUCUCUCCUAUUAAAUGGUUUCUUUCUGA